Fibroporia radiculosa is the source of this 2853-nucleotide messenger RNA. RefSeq lists its product as uncharacterized. Gene Ontology annotation, molecular function: SNARE binding; phosphatidylinositol-4,5-bisphosphate binding; clathrin heavy chain binding. Bases 1 to 2853 code for a protein of 950 amino acids. NCBI's taxonomy places the organism in Eukaryota, Fungi, Basidiomycota, Agaricomycetes, Polyporales, Fibroporiaceae. The transcript has 9 exons. Gene Ontology annotation, biological process: clathrin-dependent endocytosis; vesicle budding from membrane; clathrin coat assembly. Gene Ontology annotation, cellular component: clathrin-coated pit; clathrin-coated vesicle. The record is from RefSeq and is a predicted model, not a curated record.
AUGUCCAGCUUCGAAAAAGCAGUCAAGGGUGCAUGCAAGCCGAAGCCAAAUCCACCAAAGGCCAAGUAUCUCGACCCGAUCCUCAAUGCUACGUGGUCAGAAGAUGGUGCAGUUCACGAUGUGUGUAGGGCACUCCAGCCUCGCUUUCGUGAGCCCAAUACGCUGAUUGUCUUCAAAGCCCUCAUCGUACUGCACACCAUGAUUCGCAAUGGCUCCACAGACAACGUCCUAUCGUAUCUGUCCUCAUCAGAUGUGCUUAGACUCAAGAAUGUGUCUGCGGGUAGCUGGGAGGGCUACAAUGCACCAGAGAACAUUCAGAACUACUCAAUAUACCUCGAUACACGUAUUCGUGCGUAUGCUCAAUUGAGGCAUGAUGCCAUUCGCGUGCAGUCCGAGAAUAACAGAGACAUGCGCAACUCACAUGCCAUUGACGAGGCCCGAGAGAAGCCAGACCGUGGUUCACAUCGCUCUCGAAAGGACACGAAAGAGUUGUCUGUCGGUGUGGGUGUCCAACGGAGCAAGACAAUGGCUGGGCGAAAGUUGCGGGUGAUGACGGUCGAGAAAGGUCUGCUGCGUGAGACGAAGAUUGUGCAGAAGAUGAUUGACUCUCUUUGUGAAUGCCGGUUCUACCUAGAUGAUCUGGACAAUGAACUGAACAUCACCGCGCUCCGCAUGCUGGUCAAGGAUUUGCUUAUUUUGUUUCAAGCAUGUAAUGAAGGGGUUAUCAACGUCCUAGAACACUAUUUCGAGAUGUUCCGAAGUGAUGCAGAAGAAGCAUUGAAGAUAUAUCGGCAUUUCUGCAAGGAAACAGAGCGUGUGGUGGAAUAUCUAGGCAUUGCGAAGAAGCUGCAAAACUUGCUAAAUGUACCGGUUCCAAAUCUUCGGCAUGCCCCAGUCUCACUCGCUGGUGCGCUGGAGGAGUACCUGAAGGACCCUAACUUUGAACAAAACCGAAUAGAGUACAAAGCGAAUAAGGAUGCUGCCGAGCGUAACGAGAGAUCGGGUUUGCAAGCGCCACCCCCACCAUUGCCGCAGUCGCAAGCAAAAGAACCUGAGUCUAAGCCUUCGUCGCUGCCUGAAGCCUCGUCAUCACAGGCGGCUCCCACAAACGCUAAUAAAAAUAUGAUGGACUUUUUCACUGCUAUUGAGGAAGAGCAGCAAACGAUGUUUAACCCUCAAACGAACAGUCCUUCAUCAGCCUACUUCCAGCAGCUAUCUAGCCAUAAUCCAUUUGUUCAGUCACAGAUGCAGAUGCAAAUGAUGACGGGUGCUCCUUUCGGCGGGCCUCAGCCCUUUGUGCAGCCUCAAAUGCAGCCCCAGCCCACAGGAUUUAUCAUGCCACAACACACUUCGACCAAUCCCUUCGGUAUGCUGCAGCAGCAACAGCAGCAACAACAACAGCCUGCACCUUUCCUUCAACCACAACAGACGUCCUUUUUGCAGCCUCAGUCGACAGGUUCUAAUCCCUUCCGUCAGAGUAUGAUGUUCCCGCAAUCAACUGGGAUGCAAUUUGGACUGGGCAUGGGAGCACAACAGGUGCCAUCAAUAAGUACCAACCCCUUCCCGACUCAGUCUCAAGGCUUGCAAAACGGAUCGAAUAUGCCCAAUUUCAACGCCUUCAAUGCUAUGGCGGGUUCUUCUCAGAUCUCGGCUCCCACCGCACAAUCACCUUUUGCUAAGAACAAUGCGAACGCGGGGCCAGCACGCCCUGCAUCCGCUCCGCUUACCGCGAUGCCUACCGCCUCGGCGUCAGGUCCACCGCCGGCACAGCCUGUCAAGACGCACCAAACGGGGUCGAGGAACCCAUUCGGGGCGCCCGUCACUGCUCCACCACCCGUACCGAAGCAGCCUACACUAUUCCAAUUAGCUACAGGUGUCGGCCAGAACAACCAGCUCAACGGUCAGCAGCCUCAAGGCGGGCAGCAGCAAACAUCACCCACCAGCUCCGGUUAUGGUGGCAUGAACGGCUUCCAGUCGCAGCUUGGUGCUCAGCCCACGGGCUCGGCAAUGUCGAGCGUUGCAUCCGCAUUCACGUUCCAGAAGCCUGGCGAGUCAAAUCCCGCAGGCUCAACGGCUACGGGCUCGACAUUCUCCGAUACGCUCUUCUCGUCGCUCUCUAGCCAACCUACAGGCACUACCUCCACUUCAUUCGGCUCCCCAUCUGCCUCGCUGCCCCCCGCCAACCCCCUGCAGCCACAGAAAACGGGGUUCAGCAGCGGUCUCAAGGCGUUUAAGCCGUCGUCUUCCUUUGGCGCUGCGCUGCUGGAGUCGCUCCCACCCAUACCGCAGUCCGCGCCGACGACGCCGAGCGAGGGGGCACAGCCGCCCGCGCAGAACGGGACAAGCGCGUCUGGGGGCGGACAGAACGGGCUGGGUCCACAGCGGACGGGAUUCCCAGGGCUGACAGCCCAGCCCACGGGGGCGUUUGGAUCAGCGGCGGGAGCGCCUGGGAACGUGGGUGCGUUUGGCACCCAGGCGACGGGCGCGCUGGGCAGCCAGCCAACGGGCGCGGGCGGAUUUGGGGGCCAGCCGGGCGAUGCACUGGGGUCGUCGGGCAACUCAACGGUGGGCGUGGGUCUGCGCCCACAGAUGACCGGUGCAGCGGGCGGGGCGAACCCAUUCAGGGCGACGAUGUUUUCGAUGUCUCCCACGGCGACAGGUGGGGGCGGGUUCGGUGCUGGAGGCGGGGCAGGGGCGGUACCGUCGUUCUUGAGCUCGUCGGUGUCCGCUGGUGCGGGUGGUUCGCCGUUUGGCGGUGCGAACGGUGCACCAUCGUUUGCGACGGGUCAGUUUGGCGGGCCCAGCCAGAACAUGCCUGGUACGCAGCAACAGCAGAGUGGAAGCUUGAUUUAG